CCCCAGAAUGAAGGUUUGGGUGGAACGAGUCCAAGAGAACAAAUGUACAGGAUCAGAAGAGGACAUCCGGCAGGAGUGUCUUAGCUUAGCUGAUGUUGCUAACCAGUCUAUUCUGUUCUUCUCCUCAGCACUGCAUUCUUCAAAGGCCUUUGGAUCAGGUUGGAGGAAGGUUCUGCACCAGUUUUACCCUUUUGAAACUCUAGGAGACUUGAUGGGCACAGACAGCAUACGAUGCAGUACUGCCAUCUUCUCUGCACUUCCUUAUAUCCCUUUCUAUGCUAAGGAAGUUGUGGAAUAUGAGGAUGAAUUGGAUCCAGAGACUAGAGGAAAUUUGCGAGACCACAUCAUUGAGGAGCUGAGCAAUGCAGGAUUAACAGGAAUUGAAAAGUGUUUAAAAAUGUACAAAAAGGUUUAAGAGACUACUUUUGAAACUAAAUGAUUUGGUUAUUAUCAAAGAAUGGAAUCUUGAUAUGUUUUAUAUUGUAUCACAUUUUUAAGUUAGAAAAUAUAAAGGUAUCUUUUUUCCUCUGCAGUUUCUUAUAUAUGUAUUUAUUUAUAUGUAAGAAUGGCAAAUCAAAUCCCAUGCAAUUAAUUCUUUUGUAACUAGUUAUGCAAUUUUUCAUACAUACAGUAUAUUCUCUUCCAUAUUAAUUAGGUCACAAAGCUUUCCUGAACUAACAUUUGAACUUCUAUAUACUUUCAAAUUUAGAUUGUAUCUUUGAAGAACUCUAUUCCCCACAAAUGUCUUUUAAUGAUGGGUUCCAUAUUCUCUUAUACUACAUAUAUUUCUUCCAUUUCAAUGUGUUUUCACAAAUAUACAGUUUGAAGUAAAA
This is a messenger RNA of Penaeus monodon (black tiger shrimp), 833 nucleotides long. RefSeq lists its product as uncharacterized. The transcript is spliced from 3 exons. NCBI's taxonomy places the organism in Eukaryota, Metazoa, Arthropoda, Malacostraca, Decapoda, Penaeidae. The record is from RefSeq and is a predicted model, not a curated record. The coding region runs from base 8 to 415 and encodes 135 amino acids.